Platichthys flesus (European flounder) is the source of this 8841-nucleotide messenger RNA. It is a transcript of the gene celf6, whose product is annotated as CUGBP Elav-like family member 6. Gene Ontology annotation, cellular component: cytoplasm; nucleus; ribonucleoprotein complex. The record is from RefSeq and is a predicted model, not a curated record. Gene Ontology annotation, biological process: regulation of alternative mRNA splicing, via spliceosome; mRNA splice site recognition. Bases 1 to 1479 code for a protein of 492 amino acids. Gene Ontology annotation, molecular function: mRNA binding. The transcript is spliced from 13 exons. NCBI's taxonomy places the organism in Eukaryota, Metazoa, Chordata, Actinopteri, Pleuronectiformes, Pleuronectidae.
AUGGCUACAGUCACUGCAAACGGAGUGCAGCAGGAGAAUGGAUUCAGCACCACGAACAGCGCCGGCAGGAUGAACGGGCUCACCAUCGGCCAGAACACUAUUCCAAUGAAGGACCACGACGCCAUCAAGCUUUUCAUCGGCCAGAUCCCCCGAAACCUGGAGGAAAAAGACCUGAAACCGCUGUUUGAGGAAUUCGGAAAGAUAUACGAACUCACUGUACUGAAAGACAGGUUCACGGGAAUGCAUAAAGGAUGUGCCUUUCUAACAUACUGUGCCAGAGAGUCAGCACUGAAGGCCCAGAGCGCCCUCCAUGAACAGAAGACUCUGCCAGGGAUGAACCGGCCCAUCCAGGUGAAGCCAGCCGACAGCGAAGGACGAGGAGAAGACAGGAAGCUGUUCGUGGGAAUGCUCGGCAAGCAGCAGAGCGAGGACGAUGUCCGGCGGCUGUUCGAGACCUUCGGCCAGAUCGAGGAGUGCACUGUCCUGCGAGGGCCUGAUGGGGCCAGCAAGGGCUGUGCCUUUGUCAAGUUCUCAAGCCACGCAGAGGCGCAGGCCGCCAUCAACAGCUUGCAUGGUGGACAGACUAUGCCUGGUGCCUCGUCCAGUCUGGUGGUCAAGUUUGCAGACACCGAUAAGGAAAGGACCCUGCGUAGGAUGCACCAGAUGGCGGGCCAGCUCGGCAUCUUCAGUCCCAUGACCAUCCAGUUUGGGGCCUAUGGCGCCUACUCUCAUGCUGUAAGUCUCAGCCCGGCGGGGGAGGAGACGCAGAUGAUGCAACAGCAAGCAGCCCUGAUGGCAGCUACACAAGGGUCCUACCUGAACCCCAUGGCAGCCAUUGCUGCUGCGCAAAUGCAGCAAAUGGCAGCUUUCAAUGUCAACGGCCUGGUGGCUACUCCCAUGACACCGUCCUCAGGCACCAGCACACCCCCAGGCCUCUCUGCCACAGCCGUGUCCAGCAUAGCCAACCCGAUGGGGGUCAACGGAUUCAGUGCCCUCCCGCCUCAGAGCAACGGUCAUUCCACCUCUGAGACCAUCUACACCAAUGGUAUUCAUCCUUACCCAGCACAGAGUCCAACUGUGACCGACCCUCUCCAACAGGCUUAUGCUGGUGUCCAGCACUACGCAGCAGCCUACCCUGCCGCCUAUGCGCCAAUCAGCCAAGCAUUCCCUCAGCAACCAACCAUCAUUCCCCAGCAACAGAGGGAAGGGCCAGAAGGUUGCAACCUGUUCAUUUAUCACCUGCCCCAGGAGUUUGGAGAUGCGGAGCUCAUGCAAAUGUUCCUGCCUUUCGGCAACGUCAUCUCCGCCAAAGUGUUCGUGGACCGAGCAACCAAUCAGAGCAAAUGUUUCGGCUUUGUGAGUUUUGAUAAUCCAUCCAGUGCUCAAGCCGCAAUCCAGGCCAUGAACGGGUUUCAGAUAGGCAUGAAGAGGCUGAAGGUGCAGCUAAAGCGGCCAAAGGAUGCCAACCGACCUUAUUGACUCGCCUGCUGUCCAUACCCAGGAUGAAGGGCCACAACACCUUAUUUCCACAAGUGCAGUAAAAAGUACAAAGACUUCUUGCUCUGCUACAUAUCAUGAAGGAAGGGUGGUCCCUUGAUCCUGCUGGAAAACCCACUGAAAGAUUGGGUGACCGAGAGAAGGAUCCCAGAGUUGUAUUUUUUUUCUCUUUUUUUAUUUAACUUUUUUCUUUUUUCGCAAAUGCCUCCUUUUUCCCUGUUUUGCUUUGGCGUCUGUGGAAGAAGAUUUUUUGCAGAGACCAACUUUUUGCUGCUGUUUUUUAGACAUGAUGGGGAAAAAAUACCUUUAUAGACUCAUUAUGCUCAAAGCAUGCAUACUGACAGAGGAUAUAGAUAAACACACAUGAGUACAGAUAACAAACCAAACAUACACAUCUAAAGAUACUAUACAGCUGAAAAAAAUGAAAAAUGACAAAAAAAAAUCUACUUUGUACAUGUAUAAAUACGUGCAAAUGCCAAUUCAAGUACUGAAGCAAACACACACACAAACGUACACACAAACCUACACACACCAGCCUGCUGCCAUUUUGGUUUUUGUGCCUACACAGGUGUUGUGCUCUGUGACAGGGCAAGCUCUGGAUUGAAAAAGAAAAGAAGAAGAAGAAGAAGAAGAAGAAGAAGAAGAAGAAGAAGAUGAAGAAGAAGAUGAAGAAAAAGAGGAGAAUCCAGGAUAAUUUACAUGCAUCAUUCCUUAGGAAAUAGGGACCAAAGGACUAAAUGCUUUUUAAAAGAAUAUAAAUAUAUAAAUAUAUAAAUAUAUAUUUAAAAACUCAUACCUUGUAGCUGCAAGUAUUACAACUUACUCGUAGUAAAAAAAACAACCAUUAAAUCAAUAUCCAGUGGCCUACUGUAAGUAUGGAUAAAAAGAAAAUGGAAAUAAUGUAUAAAAAAAGACAUGGAAACGUAGUAUAGGGGCUGAUCUUUUGCUCUGGGUGCUGAUUUAGCACCAGGUUGUAGAAUAGUAAUGUAGACUAGAAAAAAAUGAAGAUUUGCUAACUUUUGCUGUUGUUUGAAAAAAUACUUGAAGUUGUAAUGAAAAGGAAGGUAAACGGAGGGGGAAAGAAGGAAACAUUCAUCUGCCCCCCCGCCCCACGUAGGCAACGAGUCUAUCUCUUGGAUGUUAAGGUUUCAGCCACUGGAUAUCUCGCUCAUCAUGAUGUACAAGUCACUGCACUCUCUGACAGCUAUGAACAGACUGUUCCGGAAGAAGAAAAAAAGAAUGACAAGAGAAAAAGAAAAAAAAGAGUGAACUUAUGUCUGUGUUGGACAGGGUGCAGACGUUUCAGGCUUCUCACUGGCCUUUGUGUUCAAGCGACAAUCCACUGUAAAGACCAAGCAAAAUGGACAUGGGGUGACUUUUGUUGUUUUUUGUUUUUUUUCUUGACCUUUUGUACUGCAACAUGAAGUGUGAAUUAUGAAGCCACAGAAUGUUAAAAGGAGAUGGUUCUAUUAAGACAGAUGGAUAGUCAUGAGGGGAGCGAUAAGAAGGUUGAGGAAGGAGGCGACAGCUACUGAAACUGCCAGCAGAAUGAGCUCCAGUAUUCAAAUGAAUUGGCCCUUAUGGCAUUGGAAUAAAUAGCAUACACCUACUGUAAACAACCAGGAUUACAUAAGUGACAUGUCAAGGAUAUGUGUGUCCACUGGAGCUGCUACAGAACCCCAGACUGAGAAAAAACUCAACCUUGUGUCUUUGACAGAUCCAAACAAACAUUUCUCUGAGGACAAACUCAAUUUACUGUAUUGAUGGCAAAGGAAUGCAGGCUUUUACAGUUCAUUUAGCUCUGUCAAAUAUAAUGUAAAUUCCACUUUGUUCCCUCAAUGGCUUUACUCAUACAUAACUUACAAAAGAAAAAAAAAAGUAUACGGACUACAUCUAGAUUAGAUCUAACCGUCGUUCUUCACCAUCACUCUGCUCGCCUCUAGCCUCUCUGACACUGAUGCCAGGCAGGAGAGAAAUAAAGCUCUCCAGCAAUGUCAUGUCUUGAUUUAGAGUCCUGAAGCCUUUAUUUAGACUGUUCCAAAGCUCUGGAUGCAGGAACUUUCUCUUAAAGCAGAUCAAUAUGUUUGAAAUGAGGCUAGAGGGAGGAGCGAUGCUGUUUAACACAUCCCAAUUUUCUCCAUCGAACACCUGUUCACAUCCCGACACCAGUCCUUUGAGCACUGACCACUGGGCGUUGAGAGGCCAGGAGGGAGGUGAAGAAAGUAAGUCAACAACCACAUUGAGAUCCUCUAAACUGGUGCUUGGAGGUUGAUUCCCAGUGACUUAAUCGAUAAAGUUAGAGGCUUCGGUUGGGUACCUUGUGUUUCAUUCCUAGAAACAUGUCUUGCGUUCCCUCUUGCUCUCAUAUUCCAGACUCUUCCACCCAUUAAGACCAGAUACAUGUAUUUACCUUUUAGACCAGAUGGACCGUUUGUGUGUCAUUUCCUUCAGAGCCAGACAAUUAAUAUAUGAUCCUUCUCCUAACCCGCUGACGAAGGCUCAAUAAAUAAGAGACAUGUUUUCACAAAGAUUAUUGGAAAUGGCUAAAUUUAAAUCUUCUCAAAUGAAAGCCAAAAGUUUAAACUAGCAAAUACUGUUUUUCAUGUCUCUCAUUUCCUUCAGAGGCUGAGAUAAUUAACAUUUUUGUCUGCUUUUUAGGAAACCAUUAGGCUUUAGGGUGCUUUUCUACUUUGCACCUUAGGUCUUAAUGGAUUAAAUGAGCAGAAGGUCUUGAUUUGGACCCACUCCAUGUGCCCCCCUCUCUCCCCCGACCUAAGAUCAGCCAUGCCUUUUCAGAUCUCAGCCCAACUUUCAGCAGGCUCACACCUCGAAACAGCAUUUUCCGGACCUGGCUAAUGUCGUCGCUCACUACCCUUCAAUUAGCUUGUGCACCAGAUUAGGCAUGCUAUUUCACCUUUCCUUCUAAUCACACUAUAAUCACCAACCUCUAUACAUUAGCAGCAACCAAGUGAAAAAUCACCGGGAUAAUCACUUGGACCAAAUGACGGGGGAGAAAUGGUCUCCUGCAUGCACAUGGAUGACAGAAGGAAGAUUAGAGAGAAUUAUGUUUGUGCCUACUCGCUGGCAAGGCUGCUGACAACUGACCUGGCACCAAUUACACUGCAAAAUUUACCCGAAAAGGAGGAUGUGGGAUACAACUUUACAUAUCAUAGCAAGGUGCUGAUAUUAUCAGUAGAUUUACUUUACUAGAAAUUAGAAGAGAAAGGUGGCAACAUGUAUAAAAAUUUAAUUUGUUUCUUUGGCCCCAACAUAAAUUAGGGCAAAACAACUUUCUCUUUAACUGGAAAUCCUCAAUUCUGUGGAAGCGGCUGCUCUGAGGCCUGUGUUAUUGUGCUUUCUCUUUCGGCUCAUAAUUGUGUCUCAACAGUCGCCAGCGAGGCUGCCAUGUUUACAAAAUAACUUGCUCUCCUCUUCCUUCUUUCUCUUGCCCCUACCGGGACACCUGCGAAGCAUCAUUUUGAAGCACAGUGGUUCUUCAGGAUGAAAAUAAUGCCCAUCAAAAUGCUAGCUUUAAAAAAGAAUAUCGUACAUGUAAGUACAUGUAAGGUAAAUCCCAGCCCUUCUUCCUCAGCCCUCAAUACGACUUACGAUGCAGGAAGCUUCAUGAAUUAAUGUGAAUUAUAUCAAAACAAAGCCAUGUUCUGCAGGAUGUUUGUGGUCAUUAUUCAUGUGAAGCCCAAUGAUUCAAUGGCAAAUCUAUACCACAAGCUGUACUAGUUCCCACUGCUAAUGGCAGGUUGAGUUCCCAGUGAGCCAAAAUCCAGCCAAGCCCGUCCUGCUGUCUGCUUGGAUAACAGUGCAGUUUUCAUGUAGCAUCUUUCCUAUGCCAGGGCUAAAUCAGGCGAUGUGAAAUCAGCAUUUCAACCCUAUUGACAAGGGUGCUCUUAUUACUUUUACACCCCAGGGAUGAUGUUAUUGAGGUGACACAUAUUUAAAAAAAAUAUAACAGUGAAAUAGGCUGCAGAAGUAACAAAACAAGGGGAAAAAAAGAAGGUUUAAGAUCUUCCUGUUCCCUCCUUUAUCAAGUUUCUGCCUAUCCUGCUCCAGUCUGGUCUGGUUUCUAGUCCAGGCGGUGUCACCUCUAAGAGCAAUGACAACUGUCAGCCCAGCAGGAACUCACCAAGCUGUUGCCAAACUGCUAUUUGGCAUUUGCCCUCAAAUUUACAACGAGAAAAAUGUAACUUGGCAUUUUACCUGAAGGAAAUUAAUAUGAAUCUAAUUAACUGUGAGAAUAUGCCUGUACACAGUGGAAGAUAUACAGAGGCACAGAGAGUUCUUAUUCAAUAAUCAUUCCAACCAUUUGCUACUCUGCAACUGAUCCAUCUCCUACUCCUACUAACCCUGACCUUGUAUCAUUAAAUAAAAAAUUGUCUGGUCUAUACAGAGUAUAAGGAUAUGGGUAUACUAUGGGUAUAAGUUGCUUAAAAGAUACGUCCUCGAGAGGAAAAGGCCCAGCCAAGGGUAGAACCACUAGAGCAUGUCUACGAAUCUCUAACCCCCUUGGUGCAUAACACUCACCCUAAAAUAGCAGUGAUUGUCAAGGAAAGGUAGUGAAAUGUAAUUGACUGAAAGUGGAGAGAUAAUUAAAGGAACCUGUUGGACAGGAGGGAAGAAAUGAAUGCCUCAUUUAAUAGCUGCUUUGGGAGAGAGCUUUUCCUUCAUCACACUUAAGCGCAAAAAAAAGGUUUCGCUGUAGGGAUUUUGUAUGGAAAAAGGUGGAGGUGGAAAUAGGCACUGGGUGGUUGGGGUGCUGUGUGCUAAACUGAAACUCCACAUAAUCAUUCCCAAUACUCAGGGCAUCAGGCUCCAUGAUGUCACGAUUAGUGGAGAGGUUCAGAGCCUUGCGUUACCCCGGAUUCUAAGGGACGUUGAGCUGAAUCACUAACAUGGUCAGCAGAAGCGGUGAGAUGGCAUUCAGUCGCAGGGAGUGCUGAGCCAACCGAAGGGCUGACGAAUCCCCUGCUUUAGAUUUACAGUAUCGUCAUCCAAUUCCAAGACUAACAAACAAACACAUUAACAAUGAAAGAAACAAAAAAAUGCCAUCGUCCAUCUAAAAAAUGCAGUAAAUCCCUGGAGGCGUGAAAUUUAAGAAUGUGGCUGAGAGUGAUGUAGACAAAUACUUUUUUUAUUCCUUAAUGUAAAUAGCCUAUAAAAUACAAAAACAGAAGGCGGUUGUAUAGCAGCUUGUGUUGAGAAGCCCAACUCUGUGGGACAAUGAUGUCACUAUAUAAUGUAUCCACAGCAGUGCAGGGAGAGUUUUAGUCCUUUUAAGCCCCUUAAGUUUGGGCUGUGAACAUGCAUCCUACAACCCUAAGUGUCAGACCAUGGCUUAGACAGCAUUUGACUUAGUGUCAAACCUAAGCCACGGCCCCCAAAGUGAUCAGUUAAUUAAGAUUCUGUGUACGCCGACAUGUCUUGAUUUUUCUGACAGAAGAAGGAUCGCCUGUGCUGUAAUUGGAUUAGUCCAAUUGGGGCUGAUGAACAGAUAUGACAGUGACAGUAGAGUUCAUCCAUCUGCAUGCUUACUGCUCAACAGUGCAGCAAAAGAAAAAAACAUAACAAGGAAAAAGAAGAAAAAAACACCACACUUUUGCAAAUUCUUUGGGAGUGAAUAUUUUGGCUUUAAGGCUUUAAAGAAGAUCAUUUUACAAAAUUAAACUCCAGGUAACACUUUGUUCAACAUGUAAAUAAACCAUUUUUUGGGGUAAAAAAAAAAGAAAAGUUUCAUUUACAACAACCCCCUGCUUGCUUGACCCAAUCUGCCACUGCUCUUCUGACCAUACAGUUACUUCUGUACAUACAAUAUAGCUUAUUUUUCAAUUCUGUUCAACCUUCUUUAUAGGCCGUAAAAUAGAUCAUGUUCAAACAUUUAAAAAAAAGUUAAAAUAAUAGUUAAUAUAAGAAAAUUAACCUAUGAAAUAAUUUAUCAAAAAGAAGAUAAAGUGAUUUUAUUUCUUGUACAGUGAAGCACUGAUGUUCAAAAAUGGGAUUUUAUACUCAUGUUGGUAAAUUGUUCUUCAGUUUCUCUUUUAUUUUGUUAUUAUCGGCUGAAGCUGGGAAAGGCCCAUUGUCAUGAGGUUUAUUCGAAUAUGCUUUGAUCUUUUAGUUUUUUGGGGGGGUUGCACAAUCUAUGUCUGACAUCCCUAGAGAAGGAGAAAGUUCAGAGGGAUUUUGCCACAGAAAGAUCUUAAAAUCAAUACAAGAAUUAACAAUCUGCACUGUAAAAGAAUGGUUGAUGGUACUGGUCAUGUGGAUUCCGAGAAAAAGAGUCCAUUGCACAACUGUGUUCAAAUGAAUCAGCAUUGCAUGUUAAAAAAUAAUCUCAUCUGAGGCCUUUUAUUGUUUUGAGAUAAAUAUAAAAAAAAUGAUGAAAAAAAACAAACUUGAAAAUAACUUUUUCAGCCAGGUUGGUAGACCUAUGCUUGUCAUAUUUCAUGUCUUCAAGCCAUGAAUGGAUUCCUGUAAUGAACCUCUCUUAAUGUAACUGCUUUUCUUUUAUUUUUUUACUGAUUUAUUUCUUUUGAAGGGCUGGUGGUAAUCAUUGACAUAUCUCGGUUUUAGUUCUAUGGUUUCUUUCUCAGUUUGUUAUUAUCUAAUGUGACUUCAUCCACUGAAGACAUUGUACCGACAGUGACAGCGCCACUUUGUUUUGCUCCAGUCAGGUUGAUUUUGUUAAUCUGAGGAGGGAAUUCUGCCUUAAACCCAGCCUGUUCUCUUUGACAGUACUACCUGUGAACAGUGGUCGGACACACUGUAUUAUGGGGAUGCCAAAUGCUCUAUCUUCAAAAGUCAAAAAUCUGUUGCAAAGACAAAAAACACCUCACUACAGUCAGUUUUGCCUCAAACCCAUUUUGACAUGAAUAAGGAUGUGGUUAUGCACCUCCAUUUUUCAUUGGUUAUAAGGACCAAAAUGUAAACAAACUCAGCCAACUGAGUAGUUUGCUCCAAUCAAGCAUUCAAUGAGAGCCUUUAAAGAAUUCACAUUUAGCCAUAAGUAAUUUUGCAUCCAUGAUCUUUGUAUCAUGAAUCAUUACAUUCCCAGCUUCACUUUAUCAUCCUCUUCAUUUGUUCUCAUGCACAAUCCAUUCAUCAUAUGAUAUUUAGGUAUUCAUGUUCACAAGGUACGGAAUAAUCAUAUCUUUGAAUUAAACAAACUGGGUUUCUGUUUUCUUUUUAUCUGAAACAGAGAUGUAAUUUGAAUUAGCGUUGGUUCGGGUCUGUUUCCCUGAUCCGGAGUGAUAUCUCCUUUAGUGCUCCUGAACUCUGUAGUUCUCUAGUUCAUUAUAUUCUGCUUAGACUAAAAUAAAGCACAGUCCUGUAGAA